CUGUAGUGUAGACUGUAGCUAGCCUAUAAAAGGGAACGGGGAUUGGUUUCAACAAACAAAAGACGCCGAAUAUCAGGCUACAUGACAGACAACGAAAGAGUUGUAGUAAUAUGAGACAAGAGUAAGAAACAACAUUGGAUCACACGGGAAGAAAACGUGGUGACGAUUGAUCUAAUAUCUUCCCUCAAUGCUUUAUUUUAUAUAAUUUAAAAAUAGAAACGCAGUGUACUCUGAACUGUAGCCAACCGUGGGUACGUCUUGACGUCAUUACAUUCCGUGCACGCGAGUAUCGACUUUUCAAUGCGGAAGUUUCCUACUCGAUUUGACUCGGGAGCGAUCUUAGAAACGAAAACAAGCGUCAGAAAAACAGCGAUUGUCGACUUAACACUCUACGUGUAGGGUUACAUUAUAAAGCAGUGUGUUUUAAAAGGGUUUCCUCACGACGGAGCUACGUCGGUUUCUAUUAUUGGACAAGUGAUCAGCCAUUAUGGCUACCAACAAUAAUUUACAGAAAGCCAUUGAUCUUGCCAGCAAGGCUGCUCAGGAGGAUAAAGCUCAGAAAUACGAGGAGGCUCUGCGACUUUACCAGGCUGCUGUUCAGUACUUCCUCCAUGUGGUGAAAUAUGAAGCCCAGAGUGACAAAGCUAAACAGAGCAUCCGGGCAAAAUGUGCCGAAUAUUUGGACAGAGCAGAAAAGUUGAAGGAGUAUCUAAAGAAGAAAGAAAAUGCUCCCCCUGCAAAGCCUGUCAAAGAGUCCCAGUCUGACGACAAAGGGAAUGAAAGCGAUGAAGGGGACGAUCCAGAGAAAAAGAAGUUCCAAAAUCAGCUCUCAGGUGCAAUUGUUAUGGAGAAACCAAACAUCAAAUGGAAUGAUGUUGCUGGACUAGAGGGAGCCAAGGAGGCACUGAAAGAAGCUGUUAUUCUUCCGAUCAAAUUCCCCCACCUUUUCACAGGAAAGAGAACACCAUGGAGGGGGAUCCUUCUCUUUGGACCUCCAGGUACAGGAAAGUCCUAUCUGGCUAAAGCUGUUGCCACGGAGGCCAACAACUCAACCUUCUUCUCCAUCUCCUCGUCUGAUCUUGUCUCCAAAUGGCUGGGAGAGAGUGAAAAGUUGGUGAAGAAUCUGUUCACCCUUGCAAGGGAACACAAGCCUUCUAUUAUCUUCAUUGAUGAGAUUGACUCCCUGUGUGGCUCAAGAAGUGAAAACGAGAGUGAGGCUGCUCGCCGUAUUAAGACAGAGUUCCUGGUUCAGAUGCAGGGUGUGGGGACUGACAACGACGGAGUGCUGGUACUUGGAGCAACAAACAUCCCGUGGACCCUCGACUCAGCCAUCAGAAGAAGAUUUGAGAAGAGGAUCUACAUCCCGCUGCCUGAGGAGCACGCCCGCUCCUUCAUGUUCAAGCUCCAUCUGGGCUCGACCCCCAACUGUCUCAACGAAACCGACUUUGUCACUCUGGGCAAGAAGACGAAUGGAUACUCAGGAGCUGAUAUCAGUGUCAUUGUCAGAGAUGCUCUCAUGCAGCCUGUUCGAAAGGUCCAGUCAGCAACCCACUUCAAACGGGCACGAGGUCCGUCAAGAGAUGACCCCAACAUGUUAGUAGAUGACCUCUUGACUCCUUGCUCACCUGGCGAUCCCAGCGCGAUUGAAAUGACAUGGAUGGAGGUACCUGGGGAGAAGCUAUUGGAACCUAUAGUAUGCAUGUCUGACAUGUUGAGGUCUCUGGCCAGCACAAAGCCAACAGUCAAUGAUCAAGAUCUGGGCAAACUGAAAAAAUUCACAGAGGACUUUGGACAGGAAGGCUAGGAGGGAUAAUUAAGCCAAGCCAUACCAAAGCAAAGGAGUUGUCAUUGUCUCUUCUUUUUGUACCUGUCCCUUUUUUCCCUCUCUAUGUGUCUCAUCAUAACCAUUCACCAGGCUUCGUGGUUUAUCGUAAAUGGACAAGAUCACUGCGCUGUUCUGCCAAUUUGAUAACCACUAAAAGAGUGGAAGGACUGAGUUUUAUUUCAUAUCAACCAAAAGACUUCCCAUAGGCAGAAAAUCGAUACAACAAAGCUACUUGGGAAGCUAAAAGCAGACAUACACACACAUGAUUGCAAACAAGGUUUUGGAAAUGAAGAUAAUUUAUUUUAAGUUUGGGACUAGCUCUUGCAUCCUUUUUCUAGUCGGACUACAUCUCACUAAUAAAUAACCCUUAUGUAUUCUCUAUUUUAUAUUAAGGAAAAAAAACAAGCAUUUUAUAGUGUAUACUGUAUUUUGUGGAAUGUUUAAAUCUUGGGCUGGGGGAGUGAAGCGGGCAUGAGUUCAUAGGAUAUGUUGUGGUAAAAUAUGUCAUUGUUGUCUCAAGGUGGUGAACGUUUAAGAGUUUGACACAGAUACUCAGGAUGAGAGCUAUAGUAGACCCUUUUGAAAUUCAAGUGCAUCAAGUUUCCUACAAAAAAAGAGGGACAUUGAUGUUUGUUUACUUAUUUUUCAUUACAAUUAAACACGCUACAAGGGUGGAUCACCAAUGGUGCCAGACCAGCAUUAUUUUACAAUAUUCAAGGACUCAAAUGCUUUUAAUUGCUUUGCACUCAGCUCAUGAGUUAGGUUUCUCACAACAUACUGUACAUAUGUUUCAUUAUUAUCAAUAGGCAAUUAGGCAUUGCUGGUUAUCCAAUAUAAACUGCAAAAUACUAAGCCUUAUGUUAAGAAAAAGUCAUUAUAAAUGUUGGUCAAACAAAACUUAGUUGGACACUGAAGGCUCAGGUGGAGAGAUCUUCUUCUUGUAUACCUAACAAUAUGGGAAUAUAUCUCCAAGCAUGAACUUUAUGUAGCCAUGAGUGGCAGUGUGCACCAUGUGCCUUCUAGAGAAACUGCAAGAUUGAUUUUUUAUUGGUUUAUUUCUUAAUUGGUCAUACUUCUUAAAUAUCCAGUGCUUUGUCAAUACAACUAAGAAAUGUAUGACACUUUCACAUUUCAUGUAAGCUCUUUUAGAGAUUGUAUACAAAUGUGUUAUUUUGCUCCUACGGUGUGCAAACUAUCUCCUUUAAGUUUUGAUGGGGAAUAUCUCUUACGUUACUGUAAAUGUCUAUACAUAUAGCCAACACUUGACCCUUUUCUUUGUGAAGAGGUGACAAUGCAUAAGAGUUUCUGUUUUUGUUUCAAUAAUGUAAAUAAAAAGUUAUAGCUACAUAAAAAAAA
Messenger RNA from Gymnodraco acuticeps, 3181 nucleotides. RefSeq names its product vacuolar protein sorting 4 homolog B (gene vps4b). Gene Ontology annotation, biological process: endosomal transport; vacuole organization. Gene Ontology annotation, molecular function: ATP binding; ATP hydrolysis activity. The record is from RefSeq and is a predicted model, not a curated record. Lineage: Eukaryota; Metazoa; Chordata; Actinopteri; Perciformes; Bathydraconidae. The transcript is spliced from 11 exons. The coding region runs from base 488 to 1804 and encodes 438 amino acids.